This is a messenger RNA of Colletotrichum scovillei, 1578 nucleotides long. RefSeq names its product methyltransferase domain-containing protein. The record is from RefSeq and is a predicted model, not a curated record. Lineage: Eukaryota; Fungi; Ascomycota; Sordariomycetes; Glomerellales; Glomerellaceae. The transcript is spliced from 9 exons. The coding region runs from base 1 to 1578 and encodes 525 amino acids.
AUGAGCUUAUCACAAGAGAGAGUUCUCACCACCCGACACCCACACUCGCACCAUCUGCGCAUUGCGGACAGGAGACUCAGUUCGUACCCACUGCAACGACCUUAUGUGAACAUUCGAGCGGCUAUGCCAGCUUUCGGCCUUCGGCAUCUCAAAUGUAUUUGUGUCUUAGCGCACGGCGCAGUACGACAUGAUUAUUUUCCAAACGGGACUACAGUAGAUGUUCCGGCAUGCCCAAGACGUCCUGAAUUCCUAAGCCUCGACGAGCGCCUGAAGCAGCAACGUAUUGAGACGAGAACUUUCCCCUGGAUUCUAGCGGCUGGUCCAUCAGGAUCUUCUCAAGCACGCGACUUCGAGAGGAACUCUCACAGGGCUGAGUCGAAUGGUGUCAGUGACGGACCAGGAAGAAGACUGGCCAUGAUGGGCAUCCUUGAACGCUCGAUGCCGUAUUACCUAUCUGACGAUAACACCGACCCAAGCCUCAACGUCGCCUAUCUGAAAGAUGCAUACGAUCUGCUGCACCACACUCUGAAGAAUGAGCAGAGAGCAAAGGUUGACCUAGAUUCCUUGCCUUACAGCUGCGCAAUCCUUGAUUAUGGCAUGCGCACUGGAAUUUGGUCGAUUGAAACUGCAGAUUGCGUAAGGCACUUGCAUGGUCGAGUGGUGGGUUACGACAUUAUCGACAUGCACCCGCCAAUGGACAUACUACCGGAAAAUUUGACCCUUGUCACAGGAGAUGACGGAAAGGUGUGGCGCAAAGACAGUCCCUACGACAUCAUUCACGUGCGAUUCGUCGAGAGCAUCGUAGAUUGGCAGAACUUCCCCAAAAUUGCCUAUAACAAUCUCAACACGGGUGGUCGCUUGAUCAUCGAAAUGGUUGAUCUUAUGCCUUGCGGCGACGAGCAGAAGUCUUUUCCAGGAAAUUCGGCUCUCAAAGCCUGGGCAGAGAAGUUUCGUCAGUACAUUAAGUGUCAAGCUGAUCAACAGGAAAUCGAGGCUUUACUCCGAGAUCAGGGCUUCGACGUUACAUGCGCAGCGAUCGAUUUGCCGAUCAAUCCCUACAAGCAAUCUAAAAUUGAGCAAGAGAGCGGCAAACGCUUUCAUUGGUGCCUCAGACAAUUUCUGCAGGCGAAAUGCUUUGCAUCUCGUCGCGAGGCCCCGCCGCAAGAAAUGUUGGACCUGGUGGCGGAUGCAACCAAGGAAAUCCGGAAUCCCGAUCACCAUGCCUUCUGUAAAUGGUGUCAAUCUGCCACAAGUCUUCUACGAUGCCGUCUAACGUGCCGAAUCACUACCUGGGCUAUGAAACCCAUUGUCUUGGGUGAAUAUGAUGGCGUGGAGGGUCACCAUUCCUCCUCCGUCAGCAACGUUUUACAUCUGAUGACUACACUCAGCGCCAUUCACCGGCUGCUGGACCUCUUCGUUCACUCUUUGCAAGCGGACUCGACCUCCCUUUCGUCCGAUUGCCUUCCAAAACGAUCCAUCAAGCCCCAAAACGAUGGUCGAAGAGCCUCUUACAGCCAGUUGGGAGACAGGCAAGCUCACUCUCAUGCUCGGAUCAACAUCUCGGACAUCUACAUCUAG